AAGGAAACCAAACCCUGCACAACCGUUGAGUAAGAGUAAGUAAAGCGCUGUUGAACACAACCUUCGGUGUGUUCUCACAGGACCAGGCGCUAACCCCUUGAAUCUGUCCAGUACAUAAAGAUGAAAAGUCAUGCAAGCUUCACAAAUCAGUAUAAUUACCAGAAAGGGAUCCGUAACCCUAUGCUAUGCAAGAUGAUUUGGAAUGGAACAUGUACUGACAAAAGUCAUUGGGCCGGCACUUUAGCUGGGCUUAAGCGCCUUAGCUACGGCCUUGAAAACCGAGGUCCAAAUUGCGGUGUUCCCUUCUUGUGAUGUAAUGCCAUGUGAAUGUCGAUCCGCGGACUUGUUGCGGUCUUGACCUUUCUGGGGUUGCUAGUGUGCUCUCAGCAGUGCGUCACCUCCACUGUCAACUUGGAACAUGCCACUGUCGUGACCAUUGAUUGUGACGAUUAUGUCGUCACAAUAAUUUGCCCUUUAGCACAGGGUGAGAACUGCACAAUGCAGACGAUGCCAAAGGAGAGUACCACUUCUAGCACGACAACCACAACUUCCAGCACGACAACCACAUGCACCACCUGGACAACAACAUCCGUCUCCACAACCUCUCGAACUUCAUAUUCGAGGACCUUCACAUCUAGAACACGAACCUCUUCAUCUUCAACUUCUUCCACCACCUCCACAUCUUCUUCAUCUUCAACUUCUUCAACUUCCAGCUCUUCGACCUCGGAAGUGACCUCGUGGACACCAUGUACUGCCAUGAUGAGCUCAACAACCUCAUCAACAACCUCUUCCACUACGACCACCUCAUCAUCAUCGAGUUCCACCACCUCAAGUACCACUCUUCCAGAUGGGCUUAUUUGGAUAAAUGGUCACCUGAUCUUCACGUCGGAUGUGAUGUCUGAAGAGCAAGCAGCAGGUGCUGUAUCGGAUGCUUUUCAAGCAUUGCUACAAGCAGUUGCUGUCAGGGUCAGUGCUGAAGUCUUGUCAGUGACAGCUGGCGGUGGUGGAGUUUCCACCAUGGUCUGGCGAACUUCUUUUUCUCUGGCCUCUUUUCCCGAAGGCGCAGAUGCCAUGCGCGCAACCUUGCAGAGUCUACGGCGCCGCAUUGAGACCCAAACCGCAAUCACCUUCUCAGAGCAGCUCCGGAGUGAUCUACUCGCCAGAGGUGCUCGACCUGGCAGAAAUUUUACUGUAGACUCCCUAGUUCUUGAGCAGGAGGUGCUUGAUGAGAACAGUGUGGAGAAUGCUUCCAUCGGAUGGUGGUGGCUGGUGAUUGUUCUUGUAGUGGUAGGCGCGACAGCAAUGAUCCUGUAUGCUUUAAAGCAUGCCUUUCAGCCAAUCCCGCCACCCAUGAUCGUUUCGAACGCAUUGUGGGAACUCGAGACCGAACGAUGGGAACUCGCAGAGAAGGUGAUCCACUCUCCAGAGCCUCCAAGUGUACCAAAUGAAUGGAAAGCUCAAUGGGUAGCCUCAGAGAAGGCAUAUGGGUCCUCAAGGUUUUAUGAUUUGACUUUUGGGGCUGGAGGGCGCUUGGAAGGCUUGGGAGAAGGACCGGAUGGUCCGUUCCACGUCAUAGGAGCCUUUGAUACCAGUGACGGCAACGUGCGUUGGCGGGAGAGCCAGGAAAGCGGUCCAGUGGUGGAGUGCUACGGACAAUGGGAUGGGACGCGCAUCGAUGGCUUUUUUGCAAUGUUUGAUGUCUCAACCCUUCCCCAGCAGAUUGGCCAAGGGCAUUUUGCUUUGUCAACUAAAUCCGCCAAAGCUGCGAGAUUGGGUCAGAAUCUCACCUUUGCAAGCCCUGAUCCCGAUAAGGGAGGACAAUCCGACAUGGUCUGAGC
Messenger RNA from Durusdinium trenchii, 1838 nucleotides. The record is from the annotation of a GenBank genome assembly. NCBI's taxonomy places the organism in Eukaryota, Dinophyceae, Suessiales, Symbiodiniaceae.